Chenopodium quinoa (quinoa) is the source of this 2347-nucleotide messenger RNA. Its product is annotated as serine/threonine-protein phosphatase 2A 65 kDa regulatory subunit A beta isoform-like. The transcript is spliced from 13 exons. Gene Ontology annotation, cellular component: protein phosphatase type 2A complex; cytoplasm. Gene Ontology annotation, molecular function: protein binding; protein phosphatase regulator activity. Lineage: Eukaryota; Viridiplantae; Streptophyta; Magnoliopsida; Caryophyllales; Amaranthaceae. Bases 235 to 1998 code for a protein of 587 amino acids. The record is from RefSeq and is a predicted model, not a curated record. Gene Ontology annotation, biological process: protein dephosphorylation.
UGGGCUCGGUCUCCAUAAUCUAUGAUUUUGAAACCUUGGUUCUUGCUAACUCCCCUGGAAUUCACCCUUUCACUCUACUUUUUUGUAUGCCCUUUUCCAUUUCCAUUAUUUCAUCUUCAUUGUUUGAACCAUUUCUCUCUGAAUUUAAUCUCUUUCCUGAACCCCUCACAUUCGAUCGACUCACCUGCACGCUCAACUCUACUCUUUUUGUAAAUCACGAAUCGGUGAGGUAUAAUGGCUAUGGUAGACGAACCGUUAUACCCAAUUGCUGUUCUAAUUGAUGAGCUGAAAAACGAGGAUAUUCAGCUUCGUUUGAAUUCGAUUCGUCGUCUUUCAACGAUUGCUAGAGCUCUCAGUGAGGAGCGAACCCGUAAGGAACUGAUUCCAUUCUUGAGUGAGAAUAAUGAUGAUGAUGAUGAGGUGCUUCUUGCUACGGCCGAAGAGUUGGGAGUGUUUAUUCCAUAUGUUGGUGGUGUGGAGCAUGCUACUGUUUUGCUUCCGCCCUUGGAGACCUUGUGUAGUGUUGAAGAGACUUGUGUGAGGGACAAAUCGGUCGAGUCACUUUGCAAAAUUGGUGCCCAGAUGAGGGAAUCUGAUCUUAUUGACGCGUUUAUUCCUAUGGUCAAGAGGUUGGCAGCUGGUGAGUGGUUUACUGCUCGUGUUUCUUCAUGUGGCUUAUUCCAUAUUGCUUACCCAAGCGCUCCAGAUAACAUAAAAGCUGAGUUGAGAACAAUAUACAGCCAACUGUGUCAAGAUGACAUGCCAAUGGUCAGAAGAUCAGCUGCUAGCAAUCUGGGUAAAUUUGCAGCUACUGUUGAUGCUACCAAUUUGAAGGCUGAUAUCAUGUCAAUGUUUGAGGAUUUGACACAAGAUGAUCAAGAUUCUGUUCGUCUAUUGGCUGUUGAGGGUUGUGCAGCCCUUGGAAAGCUUUUGGAGCCACAAGAUUGUAUUGCACAUAUUCUUCCUGUGAUAGUUAAUUUCUCUCAGGAUAAGUCAUGGCGUGUACGCUAUAUGGUUGCAAAUCAACUUUAUGAGCUGUGUGAAGCAGUUGGUCCUGAACCUACGAGGUCAGACUUGGUGCCUGCAUAUGUUCGGCUGCUUCGUGACAAUGAAGCAGAAGUACGUAUAGCUGCUGCUGGAAAAGUGACCAAAUUUUGCCGUAUCUUGAAUCCCGAACUUGCAGUUCAGCAUAUUCUCCCAUGUGUCAAGGAAUUGUCAUCAGAUUCUUCUCAGCAUGUUCGCUCUGCUCUGGCUUCAGUUAUAAUGGGAAUGGCACCAAUUCUAGGAAAGGAUGCUACAAUUGAGCAGCUUCUUCCCAUCUUUCUCUCUCUUCUGAAAGAUGAAUUUCCUGAUGUACGUCUGAACAUAAUCAGCAAGCUUGAUCAAGUGAAUCAGGUCAUUGGAAUAGAUUUGUUAUCACAGUCAUUACUCCCAGCAAUUGUUGAGCUUGCUGAAGAUCGACAUUGGAGAGUUCGAUUGGCCAUUAUUGAAUACAUACCUUUGUUGGCCAGUCAGUUGGGUGUCGGAUUCUUUGAUGACAAACUUGGUGCUCUAUGCAUGCAGUGGUUGAAUGACAAGGUCUACUCAAUUCGUGAUGCUGCAGCGAAUAAUGUUAAGCGCCUUGCUGAAGAAUUUGGCCCAGAAUGGGCAAUGCAACACAUAAUCCCACAAGUUCUGGACAUGGCUACGAACCCGCACUAUCUGUAUCGGAUGACAAUUGUACAAGCAAUUUCCCUGCUUGGCCCUGUCAUGGGCGCAGAAAUUACAUGUUCCAAAUUGUUACCAGUAGUUGUAACUGCAUCUAAGGACAGGGUACCAAACAUAAAGUUUAAUGUUGCAAAAGUGUUGCAGUCGCUUAUUCCUAUCGUUGAUCAAUCAGUGGUUGAGAAAACUAUUAGGCCUUGUUUAAUUGAGCUUAGUGAAGACCCAGAUGUGGAUGUCAGGUUUUUCGCUACACAAGCUCUGCAGUUGACAGAUCAGGCUGUUAUGGCUAGCUAGAUUUUCUUUUUCCUUCAUUCUUUUUUGGGACCCAGGUGUGUAGCUAGAUCUUUGUGGUAUGUUAUAGGCAUUCUUUACCCCUCUUUUUAAUUUUAACCCUCCCCCUCUGCAAAACUCAGCAGACGAAAAUCUGCCUCUAGUGUUGUAAUUUUGCUGGAAUUCAAUUCAGACUGAUCAGUUUUGCUCCUAUUAAAUGUCAGCGAGCUUCAAUGUCUAUUGCCUGUGAUAUUUUGUAAGGAAAAGACAACUACACGAACAGAUUUUUACAGCCAAACUGAACUUAAGUUAUCGUUGUUAUAUAAUAGUGUUUAUUGCAUUUUACUGCAUCUUUGCUGGCUGCCAUUGAACA